AAAUAUUGGAUUCUUCGAUUUUCAAUGUAUUGUCAUAUGUUUUUCUUUAUCGUCGCUAUAAUUCCGAUUAUUUAUUCAAUUUAUUCACCUCAUUAAUAAUAGUUUCAAAACAUGACUGGAUAUAUGUACAUAUUUAUAUGACAUAAGAAUAAAUAAGUUAAUAUAAAACAAUUCGCGUAUCAUCAUUAUACGCCAUGGAAUUGUGAUUAAGAGUACACUUUUUACAGGUUAUUUUACGCGUAACUACCUGUUGCUGAUCGUAUUAACAAUAUUGUCGUUCGACUGUGCGGCUUCCUUAGAGCCGCAGGAUACAGUGUUGAUCAAUUUCUCUCGAAAAUACAAUGACUCCGGAGUGGUGAAUCAUUAUGUACCGUUCGAAGAGACGACGAAUAUUCCUCGAAUAAUGGAAAUGGACGAAACAUCGAAGAACACGUCGUUUUCUCUAACGAUCGAUUCAACUGCUAUGGAGAACAACGAAAAGAUUCCAUUUGGAGUCAAUGGACGAGAAGGUCGAUAUUAUUAUCGGCGACCAUCUUCUCAUUUGCAAGUCAGAUCCUCUCAACGGGUUCACUCGAGUACGACCGAAAGCAUAAGUAAUGCCGAUAUAUCGUUAUCGCAAGAGAAUGACAUCCAAAUAGAAGAAAUAUCUUGUCGCGAUACGGAUGACGAUGUAUUUUUUAAAGCAUCCGUAAAAACGACUACGUCGAUGGAAUCGCCCGUGAUAGAUAAUGUAGAGGAUGAGGUAUGUAAAUUUACAAGAGUGAAAAACGAGUACACGAUCAAUUUAGAAAAGGAACGAUUUCGACAUUGCGGCGUUGUUGCAUGUUCGACGGAAACCGAAAGAUUCUACUGUCUCGAUCUAAGAUUUCCACUGAUACCGGGUCUUAGAUUGAAAGACGACACGAAGAUCACUUUGCGUUGCAAAGUACAAGAAAAGAUUGUUUCUCGUACGAAAAAAAUCAAUGUGAAGACUAUCGAUACAUCGGCGAGAAUGGUACCUCGCGUUUUUACUGGUGGCUCUCAAAAUAAUUUGGAGAUCGACGUCGGACUGUUUCGAAAGACAUUUCAUUCCGAGAAAGUUUUUGACACUAGAAUACAGUCCGGAGAUACCGUUAUUUUGGGAGAAGAAGUAUUAUUGCGCGUUCUCGUGCGAGAUGGAAAUGGCUGGCAAUACUCGAGGAUCGGUGAAUUGACGGUUCAUUAUAUAGAAAAGAGACAACGAAAGAAAAUAAUGAACAGUUUAUGGAUUUUGGAUACCAAUGGAUGUUUGAAUCCGGAUGUUCGAAAGAUUUGUUCGAGAGAACAGUAUCGAAUAUCGCCUUUGGAAACUUAUCUUAUCUUUCAAGCUUUCAUGUUUGAAAAUAUGAAAGAGAACGACGAGAUAUUUUUAACUGUUAAGGUAACGGGUUGUUUAGAAGGACCGGAUUGUAUUUUGAAUUGUCCAGCAGGUCAUAACAGAAGAUCUAGAAGCGUUAAAACUCAUAAUAAUACCAUCGAUUGGGAAAAUGACAUUUCCUUUAGAGUUAAUCUUCCCAAAGAAAAGAUCGUUCGAGAAGAUCUUUUUCAUUUUCACUUGGUCAUCCCUUAUGUCUUUGUUGCUUUUGCGUUAUCGAUUAUAAUGGCUUUGCUUUGUACAAUUAGAAUACUUUUGAAACAAAAAAUUGCGAGAUAUUAAACAAAUGUUCAAUCAUAUUUAUUUUCA
Vespa velutina is the source of this 1702-nucleotide messenger RNA. RefSeq lists its product as uncharacterized. Bases 404 to 1675 code for a protein of 423 amino acids. The record is from RefSeq and is a predicted model, not a curated record. NCBI's taxonomy places the organism in Eukaryota, Metazoa, Arthropoda, Insecta, Hymenoptera, Vespidae. The transcript has 5 exons.